GAUUGCCACGCCCCACGUACCCACUAACCCCCAUAAACCUCCAGCACGUUUGUUCACCCUUUUCUUUCAUAGUUACCGUGGACCAAUCUUUUCUCACUCUCCAUUUUCCUAUAUAUAACAAACAUGACAGAGUGCGCACUGCGCUUAGCCUCUUCUUCUCGUGCUCUCUCUGCUAGCUUGCGCAUCUCACAUACCCGAUUCUCUCCUCUCCGUCAAUCUGUUCCGUUGACUUCUCCAUCUAUUGUUACAAAGCCACUUUCUUGGUCCCACCAACAUAGGAGAAUCUCAGUGUUGAGUACAAAAGCAUCAAUGGCUGAAACCGUGACAGGAAAAAACAAAGGGGAAGUAAAAGUGUUUGAUUCUGAAGAGGAACUUGCUGUGUCUCUAGCCAAGUAUACAGCUGAUUUAUCCGAGAAGUUUUGCAAAGAGAGAGAUGCUUUUACUGUUGUUGUUUCCGGUGGUUCACUUAUCAAGUCUCUUAGGAAAUUGGUGGAGCCGCCGUAUAUUGAUUCGAUAGAUUGGUCAAAGUGGCAUGUUUUCUGGGUGGAUGAGAGAGUUGUACCAAAGGAUCAUACUGACAGCAAUUAUCUGCUUGCGUAUGAUGUUUUCCUCUCCAAGAUACCUAUUCCUGCUGGUCAUGUGUAUGCCAUUAAUGAGGCAUUAUCAGCAGAGGGUGCAGCAGAUGAUUAUGAGACUUGUCUAAAGCACUUAGUUAACAGCAAUAUUGUAGACAUCUCUAAAGAGAGUGGAUUUCCAAAAUUUGAUGUGAUGCUAUUGGGUAUGGGUCCAGAUGGACAUGUAGCAUCCUUGUUUCCUGGGCAUCCUCUUGUCCAUGAGAAAGAGAAGUGGGUCACCUUCAUCAAGGACUCUCCAAAACCUCCGUCGGACAGGAUUACAUUUACAUUUCCUGUAAUAAACUCAUCUGCAAAUAUCGCACUUGUAGUAGCAGGUGCUGGGAAGGCAGAUGUAGUGCAUAAAUCGCUAGGUGAUAGUGACCGUUCUGAUUUGCUGCCUGUGCAGAUGGUUUCACCUGAAGGAGAAUUGGUUUGGUUUUUAGACAAGGCUGCAGCUUCAAAGCUGUAAGGAUGAAGAAAUAUGUGAGUUGUGAAUUAGUGCUUCACUGCAGUGUGUAUUUUGUAAUCUUCAAUACAUUCUCGAGCAGGGAUGUUUUUCCCAGUAUUGCCAGUGGAAUAUUGAGGCUUCAUGUGCCAUAAUCCAAUUUCUGGCAGUUUUUCCGCAUUUGUUUCUGUAAUGUAUGUUUUGCUACCAGGAAGUCAGUAAUAAUAGUACAGUUUGUGCUAUUUA
Molecule: messenger RNA, 1305 nt
Organism: Lycium ferocissimum
Lineage: Eukaryota; Viridiplantae; Streptophyta; Magnoliopsida; Solanales; Solanaceae
Product: probable 6-phosphogluconolactonase 4, chloroplastic
Exons: 3
Coding region: 124-1083 (319 amino acids)
Biological process (GO): carbohydrate metabolic process; pentose-phosphate shunt
Molecular function (GO): 6-phosphogluconolactonase activity
Source: RefSeq, a predicted model, not a curated record